AUGGCGGAAAAACGCCGAAUAUCGUUAAAAUAUAAAUCAGCAAAUCCUUUAUUCGAGAAAUGGUUGAGCGAAUGGAAAAUAGAAGCUGAGCACAGAGGCUCUAAGCGAGUAUACGCGUAUAAAAAUGCAUUAACCUCCCUCAAAAAGUGCCCCAUAUCUUUCAACACAGGGCAAGAGUGUAAGAUACUGAAGGGUUUCGGUGACCAACUUUGUAGAUUAUUAGAUCAAAAACUAAGGGACCACAGGUUGCAGGAAGAUCGAAAUAGUGAUUCUGAUAAUAGAGAAGAACAGUUAACAGGAACAUCAUGUUCAUCAUCAGUAAAUGUAGCAGGACCCUCAUCAACGAACAACAUAGAUGCGGAAUCGAAGAAUACUGGACAAACAAAUAGAACCAAUAAAAAAGCAAUAACUAAAACAACAAGCAGUGAAUCGGCUGGGAAUUCCCAACAGAGUGUCAAUUCACUCGACGAUGAAUUUUACAUUUUGGAGCCGGGAAGCUUCGAUAUCAUCUUAUGCGUCGAUACAGCAGAAACAACAGCUCGCAGUUCAGAUCCACUAAUAACAGAAUUAACAAAGCAGACGAGCGAUUAUCAAUUCGAGGUCAAAAAGUUGCACAUUGGAGACUACGUUUGGAUAUGCAGGGAUCGGACAACAAAGAAGGAAUUGGUUCUUCCUUACGUUAUGGAAAGAAAAAGAAUGGACGAUUUUGCUAGGAGUAUUAUGGACGGUCGAUACCACGAGCAGAAAUUCAGGCUUAAAAAUUGCGGUCUUGAACAUAAAUACUACUUGAUCGAAAACCACGAAGUCUAUGGCUUCUCGAAGACAUCCUUGAAACAAGCAGAAAUCAACACAACCAUUCAGGACGGAUUUAAAAUACAAUACACAUUAAACUUGAAACACACCGCUCGAUUCCUGGGGAACUUUACGUUGUUACUGAAGAGCUUGUUCAGCGAGAAAACCUUGGUGAAAUGCCCGAAAGAAAACCUAGCAACUAUCGAUUUAUCCAGCGAUUUAAUUUCCUUGAUGUCUUUUCAAGAGUUCAAUCAAGGCAGCGUCAAAAAUAAACCCAUGAAAGUUUCUGAUUUGUUCAUUAAAAUGCUGAUCCAAAUGCAAGGCAUGUCCGUUAAAAGGGCCAUCGCAAUAACCCAGAGGUACCCCACACCGGUCCAGUUUAGGGAUGCUAUCGAUGAAAGUUGCCGGGAGGAUUUCCAGAAACAAUUAGCGGAAUUGAGCUACCAGGGACAAAAAGUCGGUUCGACUUUAAGGGUUCCGUACAUUCCCAGGAAAAUGAUAUGCUCAUCUAAGCCCACGAUGGUCGUUACUAAAGAGAACGAAGAGUGGACGAUCACAACUUCAACACUUCUAAAAUCGACCGUUUUGAAGUUUCGAAUAGGCGAAGAAUACGAAGAAUCGAUGCCAGGAGGUGUUUUGAAGGUAAUUAACAAGUCUAAGUAG
Molecule: messenger RNA, 1455 nt
Organism: Phyllotreta striolata
Lineage: Eukaryota; Metazoa; Arthropoda; Insecta; Coleoptera; Chrysomelidae
Source: the annotation of a GenBank genome assembly